AUGGGCGAGAGGCACUUCGUGUGGGAUGAAAUUUCGGAAGGAUUAAUUUUAUCGAGUGCGGCAAAGGUAGAGGACGAGCAAGCGAAGCGACGAAAGAAGCUAGUUGCCGCAGUCCAAACAUCGGAGAUUUAUUGCCCACACGCAUAUUUAAUUCUGUGCUACCGGGAAAUGUUAAAUGACAGUGAAAAGCUCAGAUUCAGGAAACAUUAUCUGCGAAAAGUGACGCCGGACGAGCCGGACAUCAUUAUCCUGCAGGACAUCAAGGAUCUCGUGCUCUUCCUACUCGCGACAUCCGUCAGCCCGCAAUUCAUAAAUUUCCUUCAUCUGCCGGUUGUUGACCGAUUUCUGAGGGCACUAAUCAUCUACUUUCAACGCUUCCUGGAGAUAUGGGAAGACCUGGUACACGAGCGGGCGGCUACCAUGAAGAAGGCACCAAAUCCACUGGCACGCGGGCACAGGUCCCGCUACGCCGACGAAAUGCACGCCUUCCGCUGCGUCCUAGGGAGGGAAUACGCGGAUCUGCUGCUGGGCUGCCGAGAUGGACCUCGCUAUCAUCAUAUGAUGACCGGCGCGAGACGCACGGCCACGCAAUCACAGGGCGAGAAGGAUCUACGGAUCUACGAGGCGUUCAUAAGUGUGGCUCAUCGAAUCGUGUGGAUAGCGUUGCAGCGCAAACAUUUUACCCUGAUCGAGUUGGAGCUGCACAGGCUGCUCCGAACCGAGGCAUACAACACCGCGCAAAGACAAAGCAGCAGUCGGUUUAUUGAGGACAUGCUGCAGGAUGAUAUCCGUAUACUGCAUGGUCCUAAGACGAUAUUGAAAAGUCGAAAAUUACUCAGAAAUUCGCCUUUGCCUUACGAGCUGAUGUACGGGGAUUGCGAUUAUCGUCUCCUAUCAUUAGGGGUAGUAGAUAUCGACUUCCAUCAUCCGAAAAUUGCCUAUCUGAGGAACGCUCUUCUUGUCGACGAGGAGCUAUUAUCUCAGUUGGGGAUCAAAGUAGGAAUACUAGGCCAUAAUCGUUCGGAUUACGACUUAAUGUUAAUGCCGUACGAAUCGGAGGAGAAGCCGGCAGAACUAACAGAGACCGAUUUACUCGAAAAAUCUCGUAAGACGCGAGAGAGUAUCUUUGUACCUAAAAUUUUGGAACAAAUAAGAGAGAUCGAAAGGUUGCCCGAGGAAUUAAUCGAAGAAUUUCCAGUAAGGGAGAUUCAGGAAGUGCACGAGAAAUACGAUAGAAUUCGCGAAAAAGCCCGAAAAAAGUGGAUUCUUCGAGAGAUAAAACGACAUAAACGCAAAGCGGUUGACACUUACUCUAUAGCGACAACCUUAGACUGAAAUAUCUAAAAUAUAGAAUAAAGAAAUGUUACAUGUAUACGACACGGUGAGAAUUUCAUAAAAAAUUAAAAAUGGUAUUUAUAUACAUAUUGACGGAUAAGUUCUAAAUUCUAAUAUCAAUAAGGAUGAAUAACGAAUACAAUAUUUUUGAUUCUUAUCUAUCGAUAUAAAAAUAAAAUACGCAAAAAUCUAGUUGUUCCAUCAAACCAAAACAUUAAUGUUAGGAUGUGAACGACAAGGAUAGAGAUACAAACUGAACGCUAUAACACAAUGUAAAAAAUAUGCUUAUUAUAAUUGCUGAUGCCUAAUCGGAAGUAAUAAUAAUGCUGAUAUUUUACAAGAAGAUACACAUAUAGAUACAUUUUAAGCAAUGUGUUACGAUUAAAUUCGGCAUUGUCCCGUCCAUAAAUAAUUACCGCUUCUAUCUAAUCACUACACCGCUAUAUACGUAAUAACAAUACAUACGACGUAAUUUAAUCCCCAAUGUGGGAGAUCAACAUGCAAAUUGUCCCGUCUCCAUUUGCAUCUACGUGCAUGAUAAACUCAUUGUUUGCGCUUUUUUGCAAUUGUUCACGUUCGGCUAAACGUUCAUUACUUGAAGUGCGCUUUGCUCCAGUGCGACCCGUUAUUUUCUCUUGAAUACGCAUAUAAUAUCGCAAUGUAAAAGAAAGAAAAAAAUAAAGAAAGAAAAGAGAUGUCCUCAACGUUUGGCACAGCGAUUUUGAUAAUAAAAACCGGAUUUUAUAAACAUCUAUCAAUCAUUUCACAUACACAUAUAAUGAGUAACGUUUUUUAAGUGUUUUAUUUCAUCGAUAGCUAAUCAUGUAAUGUACGAGUUUCCCGUCCCGUCAUGCUAUUACGAUAUGUAUCGAGAUUAUGAUAAUUCACAGUAUUUGCGUCCGUUUUACAUUACUAUUAUUAUAACAAUGUACUGUAUGUUGUGCGGUACUUUAGAAGUCAGAUGGCAGUAAGCAAUUCCAAAGCGACUCGUACUGAUCUAGUUUUACUUUCAGAAUCUGUGCCAUUAUAAUCUUCAUAAAAAAA
Molecule: messenger RNA, 2379 nt
Organism: Monomorium pharaonis (pharaoh ant)
Lineage: Eukaryota; Metazoa; Arthropoda; Insecta; Hymenoptera; Formicidae
Exons: 6
Coding region: 1-1335 (444 amino acids)
Biological process (GO): negative regulation of phosphatase activity
Molecular function (GO): phosphatase binding
Source: RefSeq, a predicted model, not a curated record